Molecule: messenger RNA, 1104 nt
Organism: Recurvomyces mirabilis
Lineage: Eukaryota; Fungi; Ascomycota; Dothideomycetes; Mycosphaerellales; Teratosphaeriaceae
Gene: RBG1
Product: GTP-binding protein rbg1
Exons: 2
Coding region: 1-1104 (367 amino acids)
Biological process (GO): cytoplasmic translation
Cellular component (GO): cytoplasm
Molecular function (GO): GTPase activity; GTP binding
Source: RefSeq, a predicted model, not a curated record
AUGGCGACCACCGUGGAUAAGAUCAAGGCCGUGGAGGAUGAGAUGUCUAAAACCCAGAAGAACAAGGCAACAUCCUUCCAUUUGGGUCAACUAAAAGCCAAACUUGCGAAGCUUAAGCGAGAACUUCUGACACCAACAUCUAGCGGUGGAGGCGGCGGAGCGGGGUUCGAUGUGGCAAGAACAGGUGUGGCCUCCGUGGGUUUCAUCGGCUUCCCAUCAGUCGGCAAGAGUACUCUCAUGAGCAGACUCACUGGUCAACAUUCCGAGUCUGCCGCAUAUGAGUUUACAACCCUCACGACCGUGCCCGGACAAGUGCUAUACAACGGCGCGAAGAUUCAAAUGCUCGAUCUUCCUGGUAUCAUUCAAGGUGCCAAGGACGGUAAAGGUCGUGGUCGGCAAGUCAUCGCCGUAGCCAAGACUUGUAAUCUCAUCUUCAUCGUGUUGGACGUCAACAAGCCACUAACCGACAAACGUGUCAUCGAGACCGAGUUGGAAGGCUUCGGUAUCAGGAUCAACAAGGAGCCACCCAAUAUCAAAAUCACCAAGAAGGAUAAAGGUGGUAUCUCCAUCACUUCAACCGUCGCACUCUCCCACAUCGACAAUGAUGAGGUCAAGGCUGUCAUGAACGAGUACCGUAUGGCGAACUGUGAUAUCGCCAUACGAUGUGAUGCCACGAUCGACGACCUGAUUGAUGUCAUCGAGGCGAAAGCUCGCUCUUACAUCCCGGUGAUCUACGCCUUGAACAAGAUCGACGCCAUCUCCAUUGAAGAACUGGACCUGCUCUACCGGAUCCCGAACGCCUGUCCCAUCUCCUCAGAACAUGGCUGGAACGUCGACGAACUCAUGGAGCAGGCGUGGGACAAGCUCCAGCUCAAACGCAUCUACACCAAACCCAAGGGCCGGAUGCCAGAUUAUACUGCUCCCGUGGUGCUGAGGACAGGCAGAGAUACGGUGGAGGAUUUCUGUAAUAGUAUUCAUAAGACUAUUAUAGAUGAUUUCCGCAUUGCGGUUGUGUAUGGCAAGUCGGUCAGGCAUCAACCGCAGAGGGUGGGUCUGACGCAUGUCCUUGAGGAUGAGGAUAUUAUCACUAUUGUUAAGAAGUGA